CAUAGAUAAACGCGCCAGGGGGGCAUCUCAAAAACUGUCCACCCGGUCUCCGGUCUGGCGCAAAGCUUGCCCCCCAUAAAGCGGCCAUCCCAGCACACACUCUCUCUGUGCCUAACGAUCUCUUCUUUUGAACGACCAUCAUGCCUUUCGAUCCACGCGACAAGGCUACUAGCGAGAAGGAUGCAGUCUCCGUCAAGGAAUACGACUCCGAAUCUCAGCUGGAUUCAAAUGCCCCACAACAGACCAAGCUGAAGCGUUCGCUCAAAAACCGUCACAUCGCCAUGAUCAGUAUCGGCGGUGUGAUUGGUACUGGUCUGUUCCUGGGAACCGCAAAUUCGCUAGCUGCAGGUGGUCCGAUUGGUCUGCUUCUUGGAUAUGUGACCGUCGGGACAAUUUGCUAUAGUGUCAUGAUUUCUCUCGGUGAGAUGAUUGCCUAUCUUCCGAUCCCUGGUGGCCACAUCAAAUUGGCCGAACGGUUCGUCGAUCCCGCGUUCUCUUUCACUAUGGGUUGGAACUACUGGUAUAACUGGACGAUCAUCCUCCCGGCCGAACUAAGCGCCGCGGCGGUGUUGAUUGACUAUUGGAACGCAUCCAUUAGUAGCGCGGCAUGGAUCUCGGUGUUCUUAGUUGUGGUCGUCACUAUCAAUAUGUUUGGUGCCGGUGUUUACGGCGAGGCCGAAUUUAUCUUCGCUUCCAUCAAGGUCAUCACGAUUACAGGACUCAUCAUCCUCGGUAUCGUGCUCGACUUGGGAGGUGGGCCAAACCACGAUCGUAUCGGCUUCCGGUACUGGAAGAAUCCUGGUCCCUUCGUGCAGUACAAUGGCAUUGCAGGGAACAAGGGUCGCUUCCUCGGCUGGUGGGCGGUCAUGACCCAAGCCGCCUUCUCUUUCAUCGGAACCGAGAUUGUCGCCAUUGCCGCAGGCGAAGCCAAGAACCCAAGACGCAACCUGCCAAAGGCAAUUCGCCGUGUCUACGUCCGAAUCCUGCUGUUCUACAUCGGCGGCGUCAUCAUCAUCGGUCUCCUCGUGCCUUCGAACAAUGAAUAUCUUUCACUGUCUUCGUCGACUGCCGCCAAGUCGCCGUUCGUCAUUGCGAUCAAGACAGCGGGCAUCAAGGGUUUGCCAUCAGUCAUCAACGCGGCACUUUUGACUUCAGCGUGCUCUGCUGCUUCAUCUGAUCUGUACACAAGCUCCCGUGCUCUCUAUGGCCUCGCUAUGGUUGGAAAUGCACCAAAGGUUUUCGCAAGGACAGCUGGCAAUGGCUUGCCUUACGUCUCGCUCAUAACCUGCGCGCUGUUCUCUUGCCUUGCGUACAUGGGUGUCAACAGCGGAUCCGGAAUGGUCUUCGACUGGUUCGCUAACAUGACGUCGAUCGCUGGAUUGAUGACAUGGUUUGGUAUCUGUGUCACUUACAUCCGCUUCUACCGCGGGUUCAGGUUGCAGGGCUUCGACCGGGCCACUCUUCCUUAUGCCUCUCGACUGCAACCAUUCGCCGCCUGGUAUGGUGCGGCAGCGUGCUUAAUUAUCUGCCUGUUUAGCGGAUGGGCUGUCUUCCUGAAAGGCAAUUGGGAUACCGCGACGUUUGUCACGAACUACCUGCCACUUAUUCUCUUCCCCAUCCUCUACGUUGGCGCGCGCAGGUGGAAACGAGUGCCGCCAGUGAAGCCAGAGAACAUGGACUUCAUAUCUGGUCUGAAGGAGAUCGAGGCCGAUACAUACGACGAGCCGCCUCCGAGGAACAAGCUCGAGGCAUUCUGGCAGUGGCUGAUGUAAAGAAAAGUUACGAUCAUCUUUCCGUGGUCGCCGAGUGGCGCCGAGACUCGGAGUGCUGAAUAGUACGCAGGUUACUUUAUUCCCAUGCGCAAUGUACAGAUAUCGGCUGGCCAAAUGUAUACAGUAAGUUAGUUACGUUGCUUUGCUGUCCCCGCUUA
This is a messenger RNA of Laetiporus sulphureus 93-53, 1930 nucleotides long. Its product is annotated as amino acid permease. Gene Ontology annotation, biological process: amino acid transmembrane transport. The transcript is spliced from 16 exons. Gene Ontology annotation, cellular component: membrane. The coding region runs from base 141 to 1772 and encodes 543 amino acids. NCBI's taxonomy places the organism in Eukaryota, Fungi, Basidiomycota, Agaricomycetes, Polyporales, Laetiporaceae. Gene Ontology annotation, molecular function: amino acid transmembrane transporter activity. The record is from RefSeq and is a predicted model, not a curated record.